GGCAAAGCAAAACAACAAUUGAGGGGAUGGUGAGUGUCCAGCGAUGAAUGUCCGUCCCAGGUGCAGGCAGUGGUCAAAUAGACAUAGGUCCACUUAUCCUGUUGCAGCCUCGUUAAGCGGAUAUGAUGCAAGCAGCCAUAGGGUUGACAAGAAUUCCUCCCGCGGCAGGCCGUCGCGAAGGAGCGAUGGUGCAAGGUGCCCAGGGACAAGGCAACCAAAGCACCAGCGAUCCUGCGGGACGUGGAGAUGACGACAAGCAUGAGGACGGGCAGGGACAUGACGAAAGGAGAAAUGGGAGCAGGGACGGGGACGGCGGCGAUGACGAGCCGUUAACCAGCAGGAGGAAGAGGACGCGGCAGGAGGAAAAGUUGGAGGAGAAGGCGAGAUUGUGGGUAGACUGUGAGGUUUUGGGUUACAGACCCGGAAAACGUAUGCGAGACCUCGUUACAGAUUGCGACGAUUAUUACAUGGCCAUCGUCAACGGGGAUUUUGGAGUCGAGACGCCACCUAUACUCAACAUGCCACCCGCUGAUGUCCCACAUUUUAAGAUCGAGGACCCCGCACAGCAUGGCCCUGCCCUUCGGAGAGCGAGGAACUCAGAGAGAGUGGCGUUGAGAUUCAUCCACAACUAGAUCUUCAAGUCGUCAUCGAAGGCCCAUGGAUUCGCCCUAGCGGAAUCUUACAUCACGGUGGACUACGCCACGGACGUCGCGCGAGCGUUUUGGUAGUCCAUGGAGUGAUCGAAAGUGAUGUUGCCAACUGUUAUCUACUAUACUCUCCAAAUGAAGAUGGAAGUUCCCUUAUGGUUUGCGGGGGUUCGAAUUGUGGAUAGACUCGAUGACGACGACAUGGUGGCGCAUUAGGAGUCGGCAGUCGUCCACAUCGCAAAGUGUUGGACGAACGUUUUGAGGUACGGGCAAUACUCGGAUGGCAGACACGUGAAGCCCAACAAAUCGAACAGACUGGC
Molecule: messenger RNA, 967 nt
Organism: Chara braunii
Lineage: Eukaryota; Viridiplantae; Streptophyta; Charophyceae; Charales; Characeae
Source: the annotation of a GenBank genome assembly